UCACUCACUCAGUCAAGUCAAGUGCUAAAGACAAGAAGAGCUCAAACAAACUUAAACCAAACCUCCCCAAAUAAUCGAAAGCAACUGUGCAAGAGUUUGUUGUACAACGAAAACAAUCACUGGCUAAAAUGUUGUAAUCAUUAUUUACAGCGCUUAAAAUGUGGAUGUUGUUCUUUUUUGUCAACCACAAAAACGAUCAAGAAUAUUUUUCACGUAUUGGGUUAAAUUCUUUUUAGCCUAGUGUGAUAAUGUAGGAUUUCGAAAUAACAAAUAUUUUAGAUCUAACCUUAAGUUUAAUUAAUUGAUCAAGAAAAUGCGAAUUCGCCGAUUGGCUGGAAUUGGAGCUGUUUUCCUUCUUUUGGGAUACCUGACGCUUUAUUUACUUUUGGAUCUAUCAUUUCCUUCUGAGAGUCAAAAGGAAUCAGUUCAGGUUUCUAGAAGAAAAUCAAACUUCAUCAUCAAUAAUGACAUAGGGUUUAAUAGUAGCAAUGAUAUUUUUUACGAGAAAACAGCAGCAAGAUUAACUCUAGACUUCCUAUCCCAAUCCCCAUCAUGUAUCAAUCAGCCACAUUCAGAUUCUCAAGUCAACAUACAGAUGCUGCGAGUGUAUGAUGAGUUGAAGUUUGACAACAUAGAUGGCGGUGCAUGGAAGCAGGGCUGGAACAUAGUGUACAAUGAGAACCAGUGGAGCCCAAACAAGAAACUCAAGGUGUAUGUGGUGCCACAUUCCCAUAAUGACCCAGGUUGGAAAAAAACUUUUGAGGAUUAUUACCAGAGCCAAACAAGGUCGAUAUUGAACAAUAUGGUGGUCAAAUUAAUGGAGGAUCCAAGAAGAAAGUUUAUUUGGGCUGAAAUAUCAUUUUUCUCACUUUGGUGGCAGGAAAUAACAGAUGACAUUAAAGCCAAAGUAAAAACAUUGCUUACGAGAAGACAGCUGGAGAUUGUCACUGGAGGAUGGGUCAUGAAUGAUGAGGCCAAUGCUCACUAUUACUCCAUCCUGCAGCAGCUCACACAUGGUCAUCAGUGGAUGCAGACUCAUUUAAACAUUACACCAAGGUUUGGUUGGGCUAUAGACCCUUUUGGCCACUCUCCAACAAUGCCGUACGUGUUGAAAAAAAUGGGUAUUGAGUCUAUUCUUAUUCAAAGAACACACUACUCAAUAAAAAAAUAUUUAGCAAAAAAUAAACAACUUGAAUUCAGGUGGCGCCAGGUUUGGGACUAUAACGGGUCUACAGACUUGUUGACACACAUGAUGCCCUUCUACAGCUAUGAUGCACCACACUCCUGUGGUCCGGAUCCCAAAGUCUGUUGUCAGUUUGACUUCAAACGUCUGCCAGGCUAUGGUUUCAGCUGUCCCUGGCGAGUCCCCCCACAGAUCAUCAAUGAUAGUAAUGUCGCUCACAGAGCUGAAAUGAUCUUGGACCAGUGGCGAAAGAAAGCUCAGCUGUUCUCUACAGAUGUCGUAAUUGCUCCAUUGGGAGAUGACUUCAGAUAUGACCACCCUACUGAGUGGGAUUUACAGUUCAAUAACUAUCAACGACUUUUUGACUACAUGAACAAUGUACCCCAUCUCAAUGUGCAGGCACAGUUUGGCACUCUGUCAGACUAUUUUGAUGCUAUUCAGAGAGAAAAACCAGUAGAGCAAUAUCCAUCCUUGUCUGGAGACUUCUUUACCUAUGCAGACAGAGAUGACCAUUACUGGAGUGGAUACUACACGUCUCGGCCGUUCUACAAAAGGAUGGACCGUGUGCUGCAGGACUACCUGCGUAGUGCUGACCUGGUGUCUUCAGAGGCUUGGCUGCGAGGACUGCAGCUGAGCCCAGCACUGCGGGACAUGUUACACACAGCUCGCAGCAGCCUGGCACUGUUCCAACAUCACGAUGGCGUCACAGGCACAGCCAAGGACCAUGUGGUGCAGGACUACGCCAACAAAAUGUUGUUGGCAAUAAAGAAUUGCCAGCAUGUGAUUCAACUGAUGGCUCACUAUCUGCUCAGUCCUGCUCAGAGUACCUAUAAGCUUGAGGAGGAUGCUGUGUACUUUGACCUGGACCAUGGGCGGAAGCUGGCAUAUAGUCUGCCUGGCCAGAAGACUUUGGUGUUCAACUCUAUACGAGAGUCACAUCGUGUGGUCAUCUACAACUCUCUGUCUUGGGUUAGGGAGGAAGUGGUCACUCUUAGGGUCUCUACACCGGACCUCAAGGUGACAGACUGGAAGGGCAACGUUCUCCAAGCGCAGGUGGAUCCUCAUUGCCAGUUAGUGGACAUCCACAGUCAAUGCUAUGAGCUCUCCUUUGUAGUCACUGUUGAGGCUCUGGGAAUGUCCACAUACUUUAUCUACCUUGUGUCACCUGAUGACAGUUCUAAGGCUUCUCGUGUGAAAAUAAAGGUUUUAAACUCUGGAUGGACUCACAACCAGAAGGAGAUGUUUGAAGAUUGGGUUAAUGAGUUUGACAAUGACAAAGAGUUUACCAUACAAAACCAAGUAAUAUCUGCAGCUUUCAGCAAAUCUAGUCUACUCAAAGCAGUCACGUUCAAGAAAUCUGGAAAAACCGUUCCUCUCCACCUCAACUUUGUCAAAUACUCGUCCAGACCUGGGAGAGAGCGAAGUGGAGCUUAUCUCUUCCUACCUGAUGGAGAAGGAGAAAACCUACGCUUCCAGUCUCCCCUCACCUUGGUGUUCUAUGGUCAGAUCAUGUCGAAAGUGUUCGUACAAUUGCCUAAUGUGAAGCACACUGUGAUUCUUUAUAACUCUCCAGGUGCUGAUGGUCUUGGUUUGGAGGUUCACAAUCUAGUGGAUAUUAGCUCAUUGAACACCAACUAUGAGCUUGUAAUGAGAAUAUCAAGUAAUAUUAACAACAAAAAUGUGUUCCACACUGAUCUUAAUGGUUUACAGAUGAUAAAACGAAAGAGGUUUAGCAAACUCCCUCUACAGGCUAACUACUAUCCAAUGCCGACUGCAAUGUAUAUAGAAGAUGACGACACUCGGCUCACACUGUUGUCUGCUCAACCUCUAGGAGUGGCUUCCUUACGAGAGGGUCAGAUAGAGGUGAUGCAGGACCGUAGACUACUGCAGGAUGACAACCGUGGGUUAGAUCAGGGAGUUUUGGACAAUAGACCAACACUGUCUCUGUUCCGACUCAUCAUAGAGGAACCAUCUAAUGAGGACUGCAGUUUCUCCGAGCCCAGUCAUACGGAGGCUAGCUGGAUGGCAGUAGAGUCACUCAAUCACCCUCUCCACCGCCUGAUAGUCUUAGACCCAGACAAGGUACAGGGGCUGGGUAUGUCGUGGCGGGCCGGGACACCUCUACACCCGGACAUACGGGUGGUGUCUCUGUCAGUGGUCAGUCUGCCACACAGUGAGGCUGCGGGACUAGUAGUGCAUCGGACACAGACCAACAACUGCUUCGCUCAGCCCCACCUCUCACACACCGUGACUGCUGCUGACCAGGGGAAGGUAAAUAUCAGUUCAGUACUGUCUAUCUCCGGAGAUAUCAUCCCAGCUUCACUCUCAUUUGUAUACAGAGGAAAACCUGUGAGCAGUUUAAACAGUCAAGACAUGUGUCCCUACUCUAUGUUAGCCUUUUUAAUUCCAAAUCAAACUGUAUAGAUUUUACAAGUACAUAAAGACUGUAAAUAUUUUACUAGGUAAGAAAAUGUGAUUGACUGUAUAGAACUAGUUUGUUGUACAGAUUUUGUCUGUUUAAGUGUAAUAUGCUGUUUGGUUGAAUGUUUGUCUGUGUGUAUUUAUUGGUUGGAUCAGGAUGGAAUGGUUUGUCUUGAAUUAAAAAUAUAAGAUAAUGAUUAGAGGUGGGCGAGCCUCGAGCCUAGCUUUUACGUAUAAUGAAUUUUACUACAUAAUGCCAUAUAGCACAGAAAACAUACUACUAUAACCCAGAAUGCCAACCA
Molecule: messenger RNA, 3906 nt
Organism: Macrosteles quadrilineatus (aster leafhopper)
Lineage: Eukaryota; Metazoa; Arthropoda; Insecta; Hemiptera; Cicadellidae
Gene: alpha-Man-IIa
Product: alpha-mannosidase 2
Exons: 22
Coding region: 314-3607 (1097 amino acids)
Biological process (GO): mannose metabolic process; N-glycan processing; protein deglycosylation
Cellular component (GO): Golgi membrane
Molecular function (GO): alpha-mannosidase activity; carbohydrate binding
Source: RefSeq, a predicted model, not a curated record